CACAAUUUCCCAUUUAUUUUCGUUUUUAGGUAGCUAUAACCGUAUUGAUCCAAAACUAACCCCCCGGAAUAGCUCCAAAAAAAAAACGAUAAGGUCCCUCCAUCGCAUUUUUAUCUCUUUCCGUACCAAAAACGAAAAGCGAUAACAGCUUUUUCCCCCCUUCGAGCGGGAACGGCUCAUUCCCCCCCAAUCGCAUUCCCCCCUCCCUCGACGUCGAGCAAUCGUCGCCUGGAGUCAGGACGACAACGGCAGCGACAGCGACAGCAAUAUCGAGUAUCGACGUCCAUAUUGACACUGACGAGGAUUGAUGCUCACUGGUGUUACUUGUCAUUAACAACGCCACUACUAGUAUCACCAUGUCGGACGAUGAUGUCGAAGUCACCGGUACGCGUAGUUCGCGCCGUAACGCUGAUAGAAGAACCCCGCGAUUCAGUUGGAACUUAUCCUAUGAAGAGACCUUCUUUAGAUCGCUUUGCGAAUCUAUGCAGAUGGGUUAUAAGGAAAACCAUAGCUUUAAGUCUGGUGCCUGGGAACGAGCAGCCAUCGCCCUACGCGAUAAGCAUGGCGCGUAUCCUGAAAAGAGUCACCUAAUUAAUAAAGCCGACAAUGCGCGUAAGAAGUUUCGCAUGUGGAGAGGAUUAAGGGAGGACCCCGAAUUCCUAUAUAACCCCACUACCAGGAUGGUUACAGCAAACGAAGAAGCUUGGAGAAGACAUUUCGAGAAAGAACCACUGUCAAAAGCAUUGAGAGGUCGACCAUUCGAUCACGAAGAAUACAUGGAGAUCUUAUUUCCUGAUGUCGUCGGUUCUGGUGGCGCACCGAAGCGUAUUAUGAAACCGAGGCGGAGAAAUCCAGAUGGUACUUUAUCCAAUCGACCGAGCACCGCGGACCAGACAGUUAUAGAUCCCGCUCUCGAUGCGAGUAUAUACGCUCAGACUCCAACGCAAAAUCCGACACCACAGACGCAACCAAUAAGCCAACCUGUACCAACACCUCCCAUGCCGCAACAAACCAUUCAGAGACCUUCCUCCACUACCAUUCCGCCCCGAACUUCCAUAACCGCAAACCCAAGCGCACUGACACCUCCAGAUGAGCACGUCCCGAAUACACAAGCUCAAAAACGACCAAAUCCUAAUCCAAACCCCGCCUACCCGGAGAAACGUCGUGGUAGACCUUCUCGUUUUUCCUCCAACUUUUAUACUCAACAAUCCAUUAAUACGGCGUCAUCUUCGUCCAUACAACCCCCACCUCCUCCAACUACUACUACACCCUCGGCAUCGCAAGUGACACAUUCGUCUUUUACUCCAGCCAUACUUGAGGACGGUAUCCUCACCCUCGCCGAAGCUCUCAAAGGUCGUAAUCCUCCUAAGUGGCCAGAACAAGCUGUCGAGAUUUUCUUCCGCGAGUUCGCAGACGAAGAUGCCGACCUACAACUCAAAAUAGCAGAGAAAGCGUUGACAGAUGAAAACAAGGCGAUGGUUUUUGUUAAAAUGACACCAGCAUUAAGAAGACAUUGGGUUGGUAGAUUGAGAGAUGUUCACCAAAGGAAUCUAUCAGGUGGAGGGCUAGGUUUAGGAGGAAGAGUUGGCGACGAAGCAAAUUAAAAGUGUUUAAGCUUUCGGGAAGCUAGAAACCUAUUCAUGACAGACGGUCAGACGACGAUUAUGUGCGUGGCGUUUGGCGCACAGGUGUUCUAUGAUGGAACAAAAGGAGCACAUGCUAUAGUGCGUUGUUAGGGACAUGGCUUCUAUAAAGAGCCCUAGGAGGGCAUUUGUCUCAAGACCUAUUAUUGCCAGAUGAAAGCUUCUACGACUUUGUAAUUAUGGCGUUUGGUAGUCAUGGCGACCUUUGUUUGUCUCUGGCGGAGUCGGCUCCUUGUUGCUCUAUCUCGCCAGCAGCAUUAUGAUCAGGGUACGUAUAUACAGUAUAUACGACUUUACUCAACUUAAUGAUAUUACUCCUUGAACAAACCCUACAUCUGUACGAGCCGUCACACAAAGUUCUACCUCAGCAUCUCACAAUUAGAACAUCACCCUUAGACAUAAUAUUUACUCGCCGUUCCCAGCAAUUGAAACCUCGCGCUUUUACUCUAUACUUCUUGUUGCUAUCAGCUCUAGUUAAGAUAGUGGCGGU
Messenger RNA from Hypoxylon trugodes, 2133 nucleotides. RefSeq names its product Myb/SANT-like DNA-binding domain-containing protein. The coding region runs from base 357 to 1604 and encodes 415 amino acids. The transcript has 2 exons. The record is from RefSeq and is a predicted model, not a curated record. NCBI's taxonomy places the organism in Eukaryota, Fungi, Ascomycota, Sordariomycetes, Xylariales, Hypoxylaceae.